AUAUAUAAAGUAUUUGUGUUCCCUGUAAGAAUGAAAAUACUGAAUAAUUAUUUGUGUUUUAAAAUUGUACAUAUUUAUUUAAUAAUUGUUUUCAACGUACUUUUCACGUACGACAACCCUUUUCUGAAACCUGCUCCGGAGAUAGCUAUAAUCUCCAUACUGAAUAUUUGAAAAAGAAAGUCUUUUCAGUCUAUGCGCGACUCUCGCACGAUCGUGAUAUCACUACUAACUAGUGUUGUAGUUAAAAUAAAUUUUAAGUAAUGUUUUAAUCAUUUUUUAUGACGUUCAGGGAAUAUUUAAAAAUAAUUUUUGAAAUUAAAAAUAAAUAAUACAAAAUUAAUAAUAGGUACUCAUAAAAAAAAACAACAUGUACGUACACAAGACGAACAAACUUCAUUAUUGUUUGGUGAUUUUCACAGUAUUUUGCCUGAGCAUAUUACAAACGAAUGCGGGAAUUUCAGUUCUUUUGAGAGACACUGGAGUGAUUCCAGCGGUACCAAUGAAAGAUUUGAAAGAGACAGCGACAAAUGGACCAGAAUUAGCUCGAAUUUUCUAUUCAGCCGUCGGAAAUCUAGUUGAAGCUGUUCCCGUAUUUCCGAUCACGUUCAACGUACCCGACAUGGUAACGGCUUUUAGUAGCAUGCUCUCUGGCAUGUUCAACUACAUAACCGGGAAUUAUGGUGGCAACGGAGCGUCACAACCCAAAGAUGUUCUCGGUGACAUGUUCAACAUUUUUAGGCACAUAGCCGUACAAGAAGACAUUCAUGACUUAGAGUUCAUGACGUAACAUAUUUUACUAUAAGAUACCCAAAGUCUACUUCGACAGGAGAAAAGUUUAGUCACCGUCGUCGCUGUUAUUUUUUCGUUUUCUUUUUUUCUUUUAAACGUGUCAUAGGUAGUAUUAUUAUAAUAUUGUAUACAUCUUACUCAUUAAUAUUUAAGUGGGUAAAAUCUACUGAUUAUUUACACAUCUUCGUAUUAUUGUAAAAACAUUAUUUAACAUAAUUGGGAUUAUACCAACCACUAAAUAGUAUACUUAAUAGUAUACGUAGUAUAAUGUACAUUUUACACUCACCGUGAAAUUGAAUAGGCGUGAAAUUUUGAACGCAAAUAAGUACCUACACAGUAUAUUCCUACCUUCCUACUUAGUACCACCUAUAUUAAGAACCAGAUUUCUUGCAACUACGUUGUGCGCAUAUAUUAUGUAUUUUGAAUCUGAUUAGUAGUUAUCCCAAUUUAUAUUUUUCUCUUACUUUCUUGUUGUUAAGAUAUAUAUUUUUAAAUCUACUUUUUAUUGAUUUAUUAUUAUUAACACUAGGUAUAAUACUUAUGUAUGAGUUCCGCCAUCUGAUAAAUGGCAUACCAGUCGAUAUUAAUAAUAUAUAUUCAAACUCAAAAUGUCAAUUAUAAUGUUAAAUAGAAUAAUCGUGUGUAUAAAAAGAUGUAUAAUAUGUACCAAUUUUUUUUUUAAUUUGAUUCAAGUUUCAGAAUAUAAAAUAAAAGCUAUACUUACUUUUUAUCAGUUUAGGUAAUUUCUUUAUAAAAUAAUUUAUGUUUAUUUUGUAAUUUAGUUCAUAUCAAUUAAGAGUGAAAUGCUUUAAGUAUUCUGUGAACGUAUUAGUAAGAUGAAGGUAUCAAUUUAUUACAAUUAUAAUUAAUAUAAACAUUACUAUAAAAGUCUAAAAUUUAAUAUACCAACUGCUUCAAUUUAUCAAACAUACAAGGAUUUUAGUUAAUCCUCUAUUAUAAAAUUAGUUUACAAUAUCUCCUUGAUCCUUCAUACAUCAAAAUCCUGGUUAUACCACUGCAAUACAUUUAGUAUAAAUAUUUUAUUUUUUACAUAAGCCGUUAGGUACACUAAUAAACGGAAACUAGACGACCUCAUUUAUAGAAUAUUUUGUCAAUUAAAGUAAAACAAGUUUGUAAAACAGUUAAAAUCAGUGGUGUAUUGAUAAAUAAAUGAAUGUUAUGCAUGGGUAUACGCACUUAAAAGUAGUUGAAUAUAGGUAUACCUUAAAAAAUUUUCUCGUUUCACUCGAAACAUCUUAACGCUUAUAUUAGUGUUUAAUAAGCUUUAUCUUUUAUUACAAACAUUCAUUAUUGACGAAUAUAUGUGUCAACUAUCAACGUAAAUAACUGUUAACUGGUACAUUUUUGAAAUUUUGGUUAUUUAUUUUUAUAGUUUAUAAAUUUAUUUGCUUUAUCCAACAAAUAUUUUCAUAACUAUGAAUUUUUUUUAUGUUAAACCAAAGUUGUGAUUUUAGUGAUAAACAGGAUGUAAACAGGUAGAUUUGAUUUGA
This is a messenger RNA of Melanaphis sacchari, 2300 nucleotides long. RefSeq lists its product as uncharacterized. Bases 368 to 787 code for a protein of 139 amino acids. NCBI's taxonomy places the organism in Eukaryota, Metazoa, Arthropoda, Insecta, Hemiptera, Aphididae. The record is from RefSeq and is a predicted model, not a curated record. The transcript has 3 exons.